Messenger RNA from Aplosporella prunicola CBS 121167, 1212 nucleotides. RefSeq lists its product as uncharacterized. The record is from RefSeq and is a predicted model, not a curated record. Lineage: Eukaryota; Fungi; Ascomycota; Dothideomycetes; Botryosphaeriales; Aplosporellaceae. The coding region runs from base 215 to 871 and encodes 218 amino acids. The transcript has a single exon.
CUCGGCUCCGGGGCGAAAAAAUAAGGGACAGAGGGAGGAAGAGAGAGAGAGGGCGGCAUGAGCGGGUGAGAGAGUGCCAGAAUGGGAAACCCCAGAGACACAGCAAGAGAGACCGGAGUACAGCCUAUCUAACGCCUGCAGCCCAAAACCCACGCGGAUUCUGUGGCUCUCUGUAUCCGCAGGUAUUGUACCGAGCUCCUAGCUCUGAGGACAGAUGAUGGUGCGCUGGCAGUGGCAGCCUGUAACGAGCAGCCUUCCUGUGCCUAUCAUCCCAACGCCGCUUGUCCGCCUGCGCGCCUGCCCGGCUUCCGUGUCUGCCCACACCAAAAAAAGGUGGACUGAUGCCAGCCUGGCUGGGAGCACGAGCGCCAUUGCCCAGGCCUCUCUAUCCACAGUUAGGUCUCCAGCUGCCGUGUUGCAAAUAAUUACAUAUGUCCGACUCCGCAAAGUAUGGAACUACCGUCUGCAGCAUCCUGGAGAUCGGGCCUGCAUGAUCAACGAUCAUUUUCAUAUUCGCGCGGGGAGGCCCUUGCCUUGUCAGCACCCCUUCCCCCCUGCAGCGCCUGCGUCUGCAGCUGAAGAAAAAAGAGGAGUCGACAGCAAAUUGACCGCCACUCGUUUGAGUUUGCACCGUGCUUGGCUUGGCUUUGGUUUUCGGGGUGCUGAUGCUGGAAGCCGGUGUGCUUGUCGUGGACCCUGGCUGUGUGUUUCAAGGCGGGUGGAUGCGUUGUUUGUCGUGUGCCUAGCUAUGGGUGUACGUCCGUAUCUAUGCUUGGGCUCUCCUUGUUCUUGCAGCGGAGAGACUGAUCUGGGAUCUAGGUUGAGAAAUGAUGGAGGGGAGGGGGGUUGUCCGUAUAUAGUAGCCUUGUGAGUUGUAACGUGAAAGCUAGGCAGGCCCAUAUCAGACCAUUUUGACGCGGAGGUAUGGACGGAUGGAUGGGUGGAUGGCACCCUGAUUUCUAGAGAUAGGACAAACUACUCAGCAAGCUAGGUAGCUAGCUACUCAGCUCGGCCCUCUCCUCAGCACAUGCCUCGCAUCUAUCUCGAUCGAGUUCUCAGGAGCCAUUUCUCUCCAAGAUAGAGCGUCUGUUCGUUCUCUGCAACUAAUUUACAUCAACCCUCUGCAACUAAUUUACAUCAACCCUCUGCAAACCCAAACCCGGCUUAGUUGUCGACUAUGGAACUACUGUACAACGGCAUCAACAGGUCCAU